UCCCCUCCCUUGGUGUGCUUCUGGUGUUUUGCUUUCCUUCCGUCUGUUUGGUGAGGCCGAACGUGGCUGUGGCGAGGACUUAAAAAAAAAAAAUAGCAAAGCAGAAAGAGAAAGCGAUCACUCCGACCCCUGGCUUCCGCGCCGCCGGGGAGGGGGCGGAGAAGCUGAGCCAGGCAGAGUCGCUCAGCACCCAGGCGACUCGCGAGUGGCGCGGAGCGGCCGGGCUCGCCUUUCUUCUUUCCCCACCGCCUCCUUUUCCCCCCUUCUCUCUUUUCUGCUGGAGGGGGUGGGGAGAGAGGAGAGAGAUAGAGAAAGGAAAAAAAAAUUUUUUUUCCGAAGCAUCCAAGCCAGUAAGCCAGCUUGCGGCGGCCCAUGGCUUCUCUGUACCAAAGGUUCACCGGCAAGAUCAACACCUCGCGCUCCUUUCCGGCGCCCCCGGAGGCCAGUCGCCUCCUGGGUGGCCAGGGGCCGGAGGAGGACGCGGGCCCGAAGCCCCUAGGGCCGCAGGCGCAGGCGGCGGCACCCCGGGAGCGCGGCUGUGCGGGUGGCCGGCCCCGGUUCCAGUACCAGGCGCGGAGCGACUGUGACGAGGAGGACGAGCUGGUGGGGAGCAACCCUCCGCAGAGAAACUGGAAAGGCAUCGCAAUCGCACUGCUCGUCAUCCUGGUCAUCUGCUCCUUGAUCGUCACCUCAGUCAUACUGCUGACACCAGCGGAAGAUACUAGUCUGUCUCAAAAGAAGAAGGUGACUGUGGAAGAUCUUUUCAGUGAAGACUUCAAAAUCCAUGACCCGGAGGCCAAGUGGAUAAGCGAUAAAGAAUUCAUCUACAGAGAGCGGAAAGGGAGCGUCAUACUGCGGAAUGUUGAAACAAAUAAUUCUACGGUGUUAAUAGAAGGCAAAAAAAUUGAAUCCUUAAGAGCCAUCAGAUAUGAAAUAUCCCCGGAUAAAGAGUAUGCGUUGUUUUCCUACAAUGUGGAACCGGUGUACCAACACUCCCACACUGGAUAUUACGUCCUGAGCAAAAUUCCUCACGGGGACCCUCAGAGUCUGGACCCACCAGAAGUCAGCAAUGCAAAGCUUCAGUAUGCGGGGUGGGGCCCGAAAGGCCAGCAGCUGAUAUUUAUCUUUGAGAACAACAUCUACUACUGCGCACAUGUUGGGAAGCAGGCAAUCCGAGUGGUCUCUACAGGGAAGGAGGGUGUGGUCUACAACGGCCUCAGUGACUGGCUGUAUGAAGAGGAGAUUCUGAAGAGCCACAUCGCUCAUUGGUGGUCACCGGAUGGCACGAGGCUCGCCUACGCCACCAUCAACGACUCUCGGGUUCCUCUUAUGGAACUGCCAACCUACACAGGCUCUGUCUACCCCACCGUGAAGCCCUAUCACUAUCCUAAGGCUGGCAGUGAAAACCCCAGCAUCUCCCUCCACGUCAUCGGCUUGAGCGGACCAACCCACGACCUGGAGAUGAUACCACCUGAUGACCCUCGCAUGAGGGAGUAUUACAUCACCAUGGUGAAGUGGGCCACCAGCACCAAGGUUGCGGUGACCUGGCUGAACCGGGCCCAGAAUGUGUCCAUCCUGACCCUCUGUGAUGCCACCACAGGUGUCUGCACUAAGAAACACGAGGAUGAAAGCGAAGCUUGGCUCCACAGACAGAAUGAGGAGCCCGUGUUCUCCAAGGAUGGCCGGAAGUUUUUCUUUGUCAGAGCGAUCCCACAAGGGGGACGGGGGAAAUUCUACCAUAUCACCGUGUCAUCAUCCCAGCCCAACAGCAGCAAUGACAACAUCCAGUCCAUCACCUCUGGGGACUGGGAUGUGACCAAGAUCCUGUCCUAUGAUGAGAAGCGGAAUAAGAUCUAUUUCCUGAGCACAGAGGACCUGCCACGAAGACGACAACUUUACAGUGCCAACACAGUCGAUGACUUCAACAGGCAGUGUCUGUCCUGCGACCUAGUAGAGAACUGCACCUACUUCAGUGCCUCCUUCAGCCACAACAUGGACUUCUUCCUGCUCAAGUGUGAAGGCCCUGGUGUACCCACUGUGACUGUGCACAACACCACGGAUAAGAGAAAAAUUUUUGACUUGGAAGCAAAUGAGCAUGUGCAGAAGGCCAUCAACGAUCGGCAGAUGCCUAAGAUUGAGUACCGGAAAAUCGAGGUAGAAGAUUACAACUUGCCAAUGCAGAUCCUGAAGCCGGCCACCUUCACUGACACAGCCCACUACCCCUUAUUGCUGGUGGUGGACGGUACCCCAGGGAGUCAGAGCGUGUCAGAGAGGUUUGAGGUGACCUGGGAAACAGUGUUGGUGAGCAGCCAUGGAGCAGUGGUGGUCAAGUGUGAUGGCCGAGGCAGCGGCUUCCAGGGAACCAAGCUCCUGCAUGAAGUCCGGAGGCGGCUGGGCUUCCUGGAGGAGAAGGACCAGAUGGAAGCUGUGAGGACCAUGCUGAAGGAACAGUACAUUGACAAGACACGGGUGGCUGUGUUUGGGAAGGAUUAUGGUGGUUACCUGAGCACUUACAUCCUCCCAGCCAAGGGAGAGAAUCAAGGUCAAACGUUCACCUGCGGCUCAGCGCUGUCGCCAAUAACAGACUUCAAACUCUAUGCCUCCGCAUUUUCCGAGCGGUACCUUGGCCUCCAUGGACUCGACAACAGAGCGUAUGAGAUGACCAAGCUGGCACACCGUGUGUCGGCCCUGGAGGACCAGCAGUUCCUGAUCAUCCAUGCCACAGCUGAUGAAAAAAUCCACUUCCAGCACACAGCUGAGCUCAUCACGCAGCUGAUCAAGGGGAAGGCUAAUUACAGCUUACAGAUCUACCCAGAUGAAAGCCACUACUUCCACAGCGUGGCUCUCAAGCAACAUCUGUACCGGUCCAUCAUCAACUUCUUCGUGGAAUGUUUCAGGAUCCAGGACAAGCUACCAACAGCCACAGCAAAAGAGGAGGAGGAGGAGGACUAACCACGCUUGAGACCUAAGCACAGACAUGGCUCUUUCUACAACAAUAUGCAACUGAAGAAUCCUCCCCGCCGCCACCCUCUCUCCAAGGGCGGUGGAAGUGGAGGUGUCGACGUUCCAUAGCAUGUGUCUCAAUUCUGAAGGCCAUUCGGUGGGGGCAGCAAGCUCCAGGUGGAAACAAGUCACCACAUAGCCUGGAACAACCCCACCUCAGCAGCAUUGCCUCUUCCUGGCCCCCAAUGACUGGCACAUCCCAUGUCCCUCCCCCAAGGGGACAAAGUGAAGGACAGAUGACAGUGAGGGCACACUUUGAGCCCGAGAAAACCGGCCCUUAAGUUCAAGCUUUCUCUCUGUAACAUUCACGCACUGCGUUCAUGUUCUCAACCGUGAGUCCUGUCUGGCUUCCUGUCUGACAGAGCUGUGCCCUGGGAACAGGACAGCAUGGUUGUCUCCGCAGUGUUCACACGCGCCUGGCCCCUCUCUGUGGUUAAAAGAGCCCCCACUGUCCCUUUCUGCACCCAGAAAACAGGUCUUUUAUGUACAAAGUAAGACUAUAGCUCUGCCCAUGGUUAACCUUGUAGAAUUACUUUGUAUUUUUCUAUGGUUUUAACUGGACACCCCACUGUCUCUGCCCCCCCCCGGACUGUCUCACUCUGAGUAUUCUUUCUCUCCUUUUUGUUGCUUUGCUAUGCUUUCCAUGUUGCACUUGUUUGGGUCAAGAGAUCAUUCUGGAACACCUGCUGUCUCUGUUGGACUUGGUGGAGGUUUUGCAGACACCAAGGACACAGAGCACCCAGCAGCCCUCACUAAAAGUUCAUCAGUGAAACCUUCUUUCCCCCAAGCGGCGCUAGGACUUGCCUGUGGAUCCACCAUCCAUCACAUGUGUCCUUAAAACUACUCCUCUUCCCCCCAACCCCCACCCUGAUCAGUCAUCCGGUCUUUUCAGGUGACAUUUGGUUAAAAAUCACAAGACAGAACACUGGUUCCACUCUUAGGUCUGCUGAGUAAGCCUGACCGGGUCAUCACCAGCCCCAAGGCUGGCUCCUCCCUCCUGCUGACAGUGCUGUCGGGGAGCCCCACCCCACCUCAGCAGCCUUGUAAGAUACACACUGACCAGAUGUGUGGCCACUGUCUCCCGUGUAUAUUUCAUUUCAUUGUAUAUAAAGCAAGAAGUGUGUGUCUGGCCUUGUGCAGUCCCCUCCCCCUCCACGGCGCUAACCUUGUGUUGAGCUUGCAUGCAGACACCUCUGGCUGAUCUGGCCUCUCCAGAAGUGCUCGUUUGAAAUAUAUCAAUUGCCAUCAUUUCCUUUCAGGACUGUUGACAACCUAUAUGUCGGUACUAAUCACCCCAGUUUCCACUCCUGCUGGGGUGUCCUAAAACCUUGUCCUCAGAGAUGUGUCCAUGUUGAUUUUUUUUUAAAUGUUUGGGGGCUUUGGUUCUGUCCACACAAGCUUGGAGCAUUGGUUCUUGUUAGGUCUGUUGGAAGAGUUGCAUCCUGGGGUUUUCCAUAGGUGAUGCAUCACCACUGGUGAGAAGGGACCUCAUGCUGACAGACAGAACAUGCUUUCACUAUUUCAACAGGCUUGGCUGGCAGCAAAGCCCAGGAGGUCUGAAAGGGGGAGCCAACUCUGGCUGCAAGAACAGGUCGGAGGGCCGCGGGGAUGUGGCAUGGUAGCAUUUGUCAUCCAUGGAAUAAAACAUUAUUUUACCACUCA
This is a messenger RNA of Peromyscus californicus insignis, 4665 nucleotides long. It is a transcript of the gene Dpp6, whose product is annotated as dipeptidyl peptidase like 6. Gene Ontology annotation, molecular function: dipeptidyl-peptidase activity; serine-type peptidase activity. The transcript is spliced from 26 exons. The coding region runs from base 373 to 2952 and encodes 859 amino acids. Lineage: Eukaryota; Metazoa; Chordata; Mammalia; Rodentia; Cricetidae. Gene Ontology annotation, biological process: proteolysis. The record is from RefSeq and is a predicted model, not a curated record.